This is a messenger RNA of Rhodamnia argentea, 2064 nucleotides long. Its product is annotated as protein JINGUBANG-like. The transcript has a single exon. Gene Ontology annotation, molecular function: protein binding. Bases 121 to 1560 code for a protein of 479 amino acids. The record is from RefSeq and is a predicted model, not a curated record. Lineage: Eukaryota; Viridiplantae; Streptophyta; Magnoliopsida; Myrtales; Myrtaceae.
UCUCAAUCACCAAGAAAAACAUCACUCCACCUCGUUUUUUCACUCUAAAUAAUCUCUCUGUAUUGUCUUUUCAUUCCCCAGAAUUCCUCGUCUUUCCAAAGAGUUUGUCGUUGUUGCCAGAUGACGAAGGAAAGAGGAGGAACCGAGCCGGUCAACAAAACCAACCCUACUCGCCGGCCGACUUUCGGAGCGUUCUUGCGUUCUGAACCCACCCUCUUGCCUCAGGACCAAGACGGCUGCUAUGCCGCCGCGGCCUCCGCCAAUGACAACCACCGCGUCAGCAACGCAUCCGCCGCAGCAAGCCCGCUUCACUACUACAUCGCCUCACCGUCCGCGGGCUAUUCCACGUCCUCACCGAGCCCCUACCUCAUGUCACCGUUGAACCAGCAGUCUCCCUACGCCAAAUCCCCUUGGAUAGUGCCGUCGCCGCUCCUCGGGGGAUUCUCCCCCGGGAACAGCGCCCUGGUCGGUUCCCUCGUCCGCAAGGAGGGCCAUGUGUACUCCCUUGCGGCCACUGGCGACUUGCUGUACACGGGCUCCGACAGCAAGAACAUCCGUGUGUGGAAGAACUUCAGGGAAUUCUCGGGGUUCAAGUCCAACAGCGGUCUGGUCAAGGCUAUCGUCAUCUCCGGUGACAGAGUUUUCACCGGCCACCAAGACGGCAAGAUCCGAAUUUGGAAAAAGCCCUCGGAAGAUAAUCACCAUCUCAAUAAUUUGUCUGCGGCCGCGCACAAGCGCAUCGGCAGCUUGCCCACGUUGAAGGACUACAUCAAGAGCUCCAUAAACCCUAAGAACUACGUUGAGGUCCGCCGGCACAGCAAGGCCUUGCGCAUCAAGCACUUUGACGCGGUGUCGUGCUUGAGCCUGAACCAGGAGGCAGGCAUCUUGUAUUCGGGCUCUUGGGACAAGACCAUGAAGGUCUGGAGACUAUCCGAUUCCAAGUGCUUAGAAUCGGUUGAUGCUCACAACGAUGCGAUAAACUCGAUCGCCUCGGGGUUCGACAGCUUGGUCUUCACCGGCUCGGCCGAUGGAACGGUGAAGGUGUGGAGGAGAGAGUUGCAUGGGAAGGGGACGAGGCAUGUCUUGGUUCGGGUCCUGUUGGACCAGGAAAGCGCGGUCACGUCGCUGGCCGUGGGCGAGGCCUCCGGGGUGGUCUACUCUGGGUCGUCCGACGGCGCGGUCAACUUCUGGACGAGCAAGAAGCACCUGUCCCAUGGCGGGUUGCUCCGAGGCCACAAGCUGGCGGUCCUGUGUCUGGCGGCUGCCGGGAACUUGGUGCUCAGCGGCUCCGCCGACAAGAGCAUCUCCGUUUGGCGAAGGGACCCCGUCACCGGGGCCCACUCUUGGCUGAGCGUGCUGACAGGGCACGGCGGGCCCAUCAAAUGCCUGGCCGUCGAGCAGGAGCAGACGCCGGGGGCGGACCACGAGGGCGAGGAGCAGAAUGGUCCGCGGUGGAUAGUGUACAGCGGGAGCUUGGACAAGUCGGUGAGGAUAUGGUGCGUAUCGGAGCACAUGCCGGAGAUGAGGCCGUACUCGAGUCCCUGUCGCUCGCCGGAGUGAUUGGAAAGCAGUUAUGGUUACUUCAGAUCCACCGGAUCCGGCGGUUGGGGUCGAAUCGAUAGUACAUAUUCUCAUGCUACUAAAAAAUUAAAUUUCAAAAGCUCCUGGGUCAAAAACGAUGCCGAAAGAUGUCCGAUCCGGUGGUCCCCACGCACGAGAAAGCGUGAGGAGAGGGGAAACGGACUCUCCCGUUGCGGGGGUCGGUCGGGCGGGGCCCACACUGGUUUUCUUUCACGGUGGAAGAAGGAGGCCCCACUAUUAUGUAUUUGGCGGGUGUGAAUUGAAAAAGGCACGUUGGACGUUGAACUGGACGGCCUUCAUUGCGAAGCGAUGAACCAGAAAGGAGGUGGUCUCACGACCACAUUCGACGACGUUACGAGACUUCUAGAAAUCCAACACAAGAUGUGGACCGUGCCUUUUUCUCUGGAGCACUCGUUUUAUCAUGUCAUGAACAAACCAAAUUGAAAGGUUGCAGAAGAAGAAGAAGAAGACGGUACAUGAAUA